Molecule: messenger RNA, 3723 nt
Organism: Ictalurus furcatus (blue catfish)
Lineage: Eukaryota; Metazoa; Chordata; Actinopteri; Siluriformes; Ictaluridae
Gene: tbc1d12b
Product: TBC1 domain family, member 12b
Exons: 15
Coding region: 486-2594 (702 amino acids)
Source: RefSeq, a predicted model, not a curated record
UUCCAAGAUGGCUGCAAUUCAGGGUCGGAGCAGAGAGAGAGCUAGCGAGCAAAAAUUACCGGUUUUAACCCCGAAAGUCGUGGUUAUUUGAGUCGUAUCGUUGUAAACGGUAACCGUUUACCCUCAGACACCUCACACGGUUCACGUUUCAGCGUUCAGGCGAACGUUUUCCGCCAUGGUCUGCGAGGAGGAAGUGCUAACUCUGCUCACACCGAAGCCAGCUCGGCACUGUUGUUAUGGAGCCGAGUGAAGACCGGAAACGGAGCCGAGAAAUUGACUUGUGUCCGAGAUGGUUUGAUUAGACAGACUUUGGUUUUAAAGCUGAUGUGAGCGCGGAAACGCACUGCUUCACCGUGGAUAAAAGCCGCCGAGGCGUCGCGGAGAUCAGCGGUAGCGCGCAGGCACCGGGUCGCUCAGCCGCCGUUGGGAUCUCUCAUCCCGGUCAUGAGGUCAUUAACGGACUCGCCGAGUCACCGAGGCAGCUGAUGGUCGCGUCAGCCGAGGAAGGCAGACCAACAUCCUCCGCUGCUCAUGUUACGGAGAACCGAGGCGAAAUGGACGGACCGGACCCACAGGAGCACAACUUCGGGAACAGCAACUCAAACCAUUCCCUCCCGACGCAUGAUGAAAGCCACCAGGACCGCGCAGUACCGCGUUCCACUGGUCCAGCCAGUCAGCGCGCCGCGAUCAAGCUCCCGAACGGUCACGUGAGCUGCCUAAACUGCUCAUGUCACGAAUCGGAUGAGGCAGUGCCUAACGGUGAACUGCUGUCAGAUACUGCUGCAUCCUCCUCAGCUGGACUGUCUACCUGCUCCAUCUUGUGUGCCUCCAGACCUCAUUCGGGUCACGUGACCCCACACGACGACGACGAUGAUGAUGCUUUGAGGUCACGUCACAGGUCAUUGUCGUCCAGCUCGGAGGCUGUCGAUAGAACUCGGGAAUCGGAAACGGCUUCCAACGACUGCUUAUCCGAAGAGGAUCCGUGCUCCUCCCCCCGGACUCUCUCGAGCCCCGAGGACGGCGAGUCCGGCCCGGACCCGGCGUUCGUGGACGUGAGCCUGAGCUCGAGGAACACGUACGAAAUCAGCCGGCGCCAGAGCGCCCCGGACAACGUGGCCGACGUAGCCGAGCCAGCCCUGAGACAGAAGAAGCACGGCAUCUCCGAGAUCUUCGGCAGGGGCCUGUUCUCCAGAAAGCAGAAAGAGUCUGCAAGUGUUCCUGGCUGGAAGCUGUUUGGGAAGGUCCCGCCGAGAGAGAGCCCUCCCAAAGACUCCAAAACCAUCCAACAGGAGAGUAACCCAGGCAACCUCACAUCUGUUUCAACUCCCAAUCUGUUAAGCGCUGGGGAAUAUGAAGCUAAGGCUGGCAAAGGAGCCCAUAGCCCAUCCCAGCCUGCUCAAGGGCGACGUAAGAAUCUGGAGUUUGAACCACUGUCCACCACAGCACUCAUAUUAGAAGACCGGCCUGCCAAUCUUCCGGCUAAACCCGAGGAGGAAGCUCAGCGCCACCGGCAGGAAUACGACGAAAUGGUGGCCGAGGCCAAGCGGCGAGAGCUGAAGGAGGCACAGAAGAAGAAGCAGCAGAUGAAGGAGCGCUUCAAGCAGGAGGACAGCAUCGUUAACGCCAUGGUGGUGUGGAACACUGAGGUCCUGCCCAACUGGGACAGCAUGCGCGGCACACGCAGGGUUAAAGACCUGUGGUGGCAGGGUCUUCCACCCAACGUCCGCGGCAAAGUGUGGAGUCUAGCCAUCGGCAACGAGCUCAACAUCACCCCAGAGCUGUACGAGAUCUUUCUCUCCCGGGCUAAGGAGCGUUGGAGGAGCUUCCGAGAGACAGGCAGCGAGGUCGAGGCAGAGGCCGACAGUGGAGCGUCGCUGGCGGACCGGGAAUCCAGCCUGGAUCUGAUCAAGCUCGACAUUUCCCGCACCUUUCCCUCGCUGUUCAUCUUCCAGAAGGGAGGGCCGUACCACGACCUCCUGCACAGCGUGCUCGGGGCGUACACCUGCUACCGGCCUGACGUGGGAUAUGUGCAGGGCAUGUCGUUCAUCGCCGCUGUGUUAAUCCUGAACCUGGAGGAGGCCGACGCCUUCAUCGCCUUCGCUAACCUCCUGAAUAAACCCUGUCAGAUGGCUUUCUUCAGAGUGGACCAUGAACUGAUGCUGAAGUACUUCGCAGUGUUCGAGGUCUUCUUUGAGGAAAAUCUUCCCAGGUUGUUCAGUCACUUCCAAAGCUCCAACCUCACUCCAGACCUCUACCUGAUAGACUGGAUUUUCACGCUGUACAGCAAGUCCCUACCGCUGGACGUGGCGUGCCGUGUGUGGGACGUGUUCUGCAGGGACGGAGAAGAGUUCCUGUUCCGCACGGCUCUGGGGAUCCUGCGCUUGUACGAGGAUGUGCUCCUGCACAUGGACUUCAUCCACAUGGCCCAGUUCCUCACGCGCCUGCCCGAGCACGUCUCCGCUGAGCGCCUCUUCAGCUCCAUCCACAACACGCACAUGACCAGCAGCAACCGCAAAUGGCCCCAGGUCUUCAGUGCACUAAUGAAGGACAAAGAAUCAGACAAAAGUGGCAGCCCUACCCUGAAAAGCUCCUGACGCCUCCACGUGCCGCCUCGGCCUCGCGUCGUCGCGCCGUCUCUUCUUCUGAGGUCGUAAUAACACCUGCAGCGGGAGUGACGGUGAACGGUCGAGGAGUCGGCAUGAAGACCGAAGUAGAACCGGUUUCUCUCUGAGACGAUCUGCAGUAUUACAGACGUGUGGCUAGCGAUUAGAUGUAGGUAUAAAUGUGCGACGGUUUUCUGGAAAGCCUCUUGAAAGGAAACACUCGUGUGUUCUCGUAUAACACACACUCACACACACACUUCCUCCUGAAAAAAAAAAAAAAAAAGAAAAGAGAAAUAUUCCACCACCAGCAGGAUUUGAUUUGCUCAGAAACUGUUUUUUUUUUUCUUUCUUCUCCUCACUGUUCGUCAGCGCAUCGUAACACGCGGACCCAUGCGAACAGCUGUCUCUCCGCGCCGUGUGCUGUCGCUGCUUUCUUCCUCUAACGGUUAAUACGUCGCACUUAAAGCUGUGACGUGAAGUUUGUGAAGGAUGUUCUUAACACUACUCGUAAAGAGCUUCAGGACGAGGCUGUAUGUGAUAAAAGGAGUAUUAAGAUCUCUGUAAUGUGCAAUGAAGGGUUGAGAAGCAGUGAGUAGGAUGCUUUGCAUGCUUGUCGCAGUCUGCUUUUCAGUCCACGGGUUAUGGUUACGGGACGAGGUUUUGUUUUGUUUUUUUGUCGUUGUUUCCGACCCACACGAGCCUGCGACGCUUCAGCUGGGAAAGCGUUUCUCCAAGGAAAAAAAAAUAAUAAAAAAGACCCUAUAUUAUCAAAGCAUAUGCUGUGUGCACAAAUGGAAGUGUCCUGUCCUGUCUAUAUACAUAUUUUCUGUCUGUUUUAAUAUUUGACCAAAUGUAUCUGCUCUGUAACUCCAGUACAUUUUGUUUCUCUGGGGGAAAGGGGGGGGUAUUGAAGGUUUUGAACGUUCUGCGCUACAUCUCGGAUUCCUGAUUUUAAAAAAACGUACGUUGCGUGUUUUAAUCCUGACUUUUUCUUUUCUACUCGCUCCCUGCUAUUGUACAGUUUUCAUACUCGGCCACGAGCAGAAUUGUAAAUAUCCGAUGAAGUCGGACACCACUAAAAGUAGAGCACAUGUAAAUAAACCCGAGAGUGGAAAUGCGA